GUUUGUUCAGUUUUGUGUUUGGCUUGACAGGCAUGGUGGUGUAUGAUGGCGAAAGCUUGAAGCAGGAGGGGAUUUUCCAGGGAUACAACACUAUUACCUGCAUAGUUGUCGUCUUACAGGCUCUCGGCGGGCUGAUCGUGGCUGUAGUCAUUAAAUAUGCUGACAACAUCCUCAAAGGAUUUGCCACCUCUCUAUCAAUCAUGGUGUCUACACUCAUUUCGUAUUUCCUGUUGAAGGACUUUAAUCCCACAAGCAGAAGCAAUCUGCAAGGACUGCAAGACAUGGUGAUGCCGCAUAAGCCGAGAAACCUUGAGCUUCAGGGCAUAAACUCAUGGCCGGAGAUUCUUCUUCAGGAUUUUAUGGUACAGAGCAGAAUUCAUGGUUCCAUCAGGGAACAGCAAGUUGUCCAAUUCCUGAAGCAGAAAAACAGCCCCCGAACAUCACCACCACCAUGUUUGACUGCUGGUAUGAAAUUCUUUUAGGAGAUGCAUGUAACAGGAAUGAAAGCUUCCAAGAAGUUCACCUUUCGUCUCGUCAGAGAAUAUUUUCUAAAAAGUCUUGGGAGUCAUUAAGAUAUUUUUGCGUAUUUUUUCUAGGUGCAGUGCUGGUUAUUGCUGCCACAUUUCUUUACGGCUAUGAGCAGAAACCUGCCAGCAGCAGCACCAACAAAGUGUAAUCAGAGACCUGCGUGAAUUGUGGCUCUACGAACUGUGACCAGGAAUUUGCCACAUGAACAAUUUCUUUACAGAAAAAGUAAAGACAAGUUACUGGGAAAUACAGUCUUUUGGAAGUGGGCCUUCUCUGAAAAAGAACAUCUAACAAAAUGGAUGUUAGCAGUGACUCAUGUGAAAGCUAUUGUUUUGAGCAUGUCAGGUAAACUUAACACUACAGAAAAGCAAACGGCGUAAGGCGAACAGGAGGACAUGAUAAGCAAACCUUAUCCUUGCUGGCAAACUAAUGUGAAACUAGUUCACGUGUGUCAGUAUUAGAACUGUGACAUUCCACCUCAGGAGGUACAGAUGCUACAUUUAAGCUUUGGGUUGCUAAAGAAUUGUAAUUUUAAAAUGAUCACGUCUUUUGAAGAAGUGGCACAUAAUUUUAGUGCAAAUGGAAAGUCCAGCCAUCCAUUCACUUCCGCUUAUCCUUUUCAGGGUCGCGGGGGCAAAUGGAAAGUGUUUCUUUAGAUAUCAGCAGAGAAGUUUUGAAAAAGCACAACAGCAUAUUGCACUUACUAGCACGUGCACGUGCUAAAAUAAUAAUAACAAAGGAGCGCGUCGUAUCAGAUUUUUAUAAUCUGUCUGGAUCCUCCACCACAUUGCAAAGGUGCUCUACUGGAGGCUGUUUGAGUACAGCGAGCUCUCAUGUUCAAACAAACAGUUUGACAUGAUUUGCGCUUCAUGAUAGGGUCGAUUAUCCUGUUGGAAGCAUCAGAAGAUGGGUCGUAAAGGGAUAGACAGGUUUAGCAACAAUACUCAGGGCUGUCAUACAUACAAGGGCUUGUGUUCUGCUUAAAGCGUGCCAGGAAAAUACCUCUAAAACUAUCAUGUAUUAACUGUAACCCCAGUUUCUUAGCUGACAGCAGGUUCGAUGUGUUAUGCAUUCAGAGAUGCUCUUCUCCCUACCUUGACUGUAACAAGUGUUUAUUCGAGUCGCUGUUGUCUUCCUGUCAUUUCAAAGCAGUCUGAUCAUUCUCCUCUGAACUCAACAAGGCAUUUUCACUACUGUGCACAGUUUUCUUACCUGUUUGGAUCAUUCUUUAUGAACUGUAGAGAUAGUUGUGUGUAAAAAUAGACCAGCAGUUUCUGAAUUACUCAGACCAGCCUGUGCAAAGUCAAUGAAAUCACUGUACUUCCACAUUCUCACACUCAGUUUUCAGCAUCUCAUCCUGAAUAUGUCUACAUGUCCUAAUGAGCAGAGUUGCUGCGAUGUGAUUGGAUGAUCGUAGAUAUCCAAUGAGCAGUCUGACAGGUGUACCUAAUGAAGCUGCCGCUGAGUGUACGCUUAAGAUGGGUUACAUUUAACAUAUUCCAGACACUGCCAAGCACGUAGAAAAAUUAAAACA
This is a messenger RNA of Haplochromis burtoni (Burton's mouthbrooder), 2062 nucleotides long. Its product is annotated as UDP-N-acetylglucosamine transporter. The record is from RefSeq and is a predicted model, not a curated record. Gene Ontology annotation, cellular component: Golgi membrane. Gene Ontology annotation, molecular function: UDP-galactose transmembrane transporter activity. NCBI's taxonomy places the organism in Eukaryota, Metazoa, Chordata, Actinopteri, Cichliformes, Cichlidae. Gene Ontology annotation, biological process: pyrimidine nucleotide-sugar transmembrane transport.